AUGGGAAGCUCCGUCAUGUGACUCUGCGCUUCUCUCUCGCGAGACUGGUUUUCCUAUUCCGGAUCUCAGUGGCUGCUUCUGCUGCUGGAGGCACUGAGUGACAGCGCGGCUCGGGAUGUGAGGGUGCGCCAGGACUGGCUCCAGAAUACGGGGAUGUCACCCGCUCGCCGGCUCGUGGUCUGAUCUAUGUAGUGAUUGAAUCUUCAUGGCAAUGGAUUCAAAGGCACUGCUGUCUAUUAUCCCCGUGGAGGGGAUGACCUGCAAUUCUUGUGUCCAGACGAUUGAGCAGAGGAUUGGCAGUCUCAAUGGAAUUCACAGUAUUCAGGUAUCGCUGGAAGGAAAAACUGCUUCAGUUAUGUAUGACCCGAUGCUUCAGACGUCAGACACCCUGCAGGAAGCAAUUGAGGAUAUGGGAUUUGAGACUGCACCUGUUAGUACAAAAUCACAGCCUGUACCUACUGAUACAGUCUUUCUGCGCCUAUCCACAGAGCAGUCUGCAGAGAACAUUCGUAAUGGACUUUUACAGCACAAGGGAGUCCUGGAUGUAAAUACCUCUCUAGAGAAGACAGAGCUUAGUGUGACUUAUAUACCGUCAGUAGUGCAUACUGACAUUAUUAUGGAGAAGUUUCCAGGACUGAGUCUAGAUACCAUGAACCCAAGUAAGAGAUCUUCUGAUUCUCCAGACAAUCCCAUGGCACAGACUAGAGAUGUUCUAGUGAAAAUAAAAGUGGAAGGCAUGACGUGCCAUUCCUGUACCAGUACUAUCGAAGGCAAGAUUGUGAAACUGAAAGGAGUACAACGUAUCAAAGUGUCGCUGGACAGCCAAGAAGCUCACAUUAUUUAUCAACCUCGCCUCAUCACAGCUGAUAAUAUAAGGCGCCAAAUAGAAGAAGCUGGUUUUACAGCAUCCAUAAAGCACAAAGCACCCCCCAAAUUGGGAGUCAUUGAUGUUGAACGUUUGACAAAUGGACAGACUAAUGGUAAUGGGGAUAUGGCUCAGACAAGACCAAAGUCUCAUACUGACCUAACAAGAGUCUUGCUACAGGUGGAUGGCAUGCACUGUAAAUCAUGUGUGGUAAAUAUUGAAAGUAACAUUUCUGCUCAUCCUGGAGUGUCCAAUGUUGAAGUAUCAUUAGAAAGAAAAUCGGCAAUGGUAAAUUAUAAUCCAAAUCUCACUAGCUCGGAUGCAGUAUGCAGAGCCAUAGAAUCUCUGGCACCAGGUGUAUUUAAAGUGAGUCUUUGUAAUGGGCCGGACUCUUCCACUGCCCAGUGGUCAUCAGAAGCCAUUUAUAAAGAAAAAGCAUCUUCUAACCGGACAAGUUGGGAUCCUUCACAUAAAGUCGCAGUGGUGAACAUUUCAGGGAUGACCUGCAGUUCUUGUGUGCAAUCAAUUGAGGGUGUCCUCUCUCAGAAACCAGGUGUGAUAUCUAUCCAUGUGUCUCUGGCAAACAAAAAUGGGACUGUGGAAUAUAACCCUAAUAUUACCAAUCCAGAAACUAUCCGAGCAGACAUAGAGGAUAUGGGAUUUGACACCUCUCUAGAUGGCACCUUAACUGACAUUACGUUGGAAACCGUACAGAAACCUCAUGCCAAUUCUAGCCAACCAAAAGAUGUCUUAAGCAAAGAAACACCCAUACACAGCAAACAAGACUCCAGAACAAUCAACAAGUGUUUCAUUCAGGUCUCUGGCAUGACGUGUGCUUCGUGUGUAGCCAAUAUAGAGCGGAAUCUCCGCAGGGAAGAAGGCAUAGCUUCCGUUCUUGUUGCCUUAAUGGCAGGGAAAGCUGAAGUGAGAUACAACCCAGUGAUUAUACAGCCAUCGGGCAUCGCUGAGCUGAUCCAGGAGCUGGGCUUUGAGGCAUCUGUGCUAGAAAAUUAUGAUGAUGGAGAUGGUGUCUUGGAGUUAGUGGUGAGGGGGAUGACAUGUGCAUCCUGCGUACAUAAAAUUGAGUCUUGCCUAAUGAACACUAAAGGUGUACUCUACAGCUCCGUAGCUCUUGCUACAAAUAAAGCCCAUAUUAAAUAUGAUCCGGAGAUCAUUGGACCAAGAGACCUCAUGAAAAUUAUUACUAAUUUAGGGUUCAGUACAACGUUGGUUAAAAAAGAUAGAUCUGCCAGUCAUCUGGAUCACAGAGUUGAAAUACAGAGGUGGAAACGGUCAUUCCUCAUUAGUCUGAUCUUCUGCAUUCCUGUGAUGGGAUUAAUGAUUUACAUGAUGUUCAUGGACAGUGAUCAGAUGUCUCACCAUCAGAAUAUGACCAUGGAUGACAUAACAAUGUACCAUCCUACAAUGGUCUUGGAAUAUCAGAUCAUGCCGGGCCUAUCAAUCAUGAACCUGCUGUCCUUCCUGUUGUGCAUUCCUGUGCAGUUUUUAGGUGGCUGGUACUUCUACAUUCAAGCAUACAAAGCACUGAAGCAUAAAACCGCAAAUAUGGAUGUUCUUAUAGUUCUGGCCACCUCUAUUGCUUUUAUUUAUUCUCUGGUUAUACUUCUGGUUGCAAUGUGUGAAAAAGCAAGAGUGAACCCAAUUACAUUUUUUGACACCCCACCAAUGCUGUUUGUAUUCAUUGCACUGGGCAGAUGGUUGGAGCAUGUUGCCAAGAGCAAAACAUCAGAAGCUCUUUCAAGACUAAUUUCUUUGCAAGCAACCGAAGCCACCAUUGUAGCACUAGGACCUGAUAACUCUGUUAUAAGUGAAGAACAGGUGCAUGUGGAAUUGGUUCAACGAGGGGACAUUGUGAAAGUGAUGCCUGGUGGAAAAUUUCCUGUGGAUGGACGAGUGAUAGAAGGCCACUCCAUGGUGGAUGAAUCUCUUAUUACAGGGGAGGCCAUGCCUGUAAAUAAGAAACAAGGGAGCAGUGUUAUUGCUGGUUCUAUUAACCAGAAUGGAUCCCUACUCAUUACUGCCACUCAUGUCGGUUCGGAUACCACCCUCUCACAAAUAGUUAAGCUUGUGGAAGAAGCACAAACAUCAAAGGCUCCAAUCCAGCAAUUUGCUGAUAAACUGAGUGGUUAUUUUGUCCCUUUCAUUGUUAUCAUAUCUUGCCUCACCUUGUUUGUCUGGAUUAUUAUUGGUUAUCGCAACUUUGAAAUUGUAGAGAAAUAUUUUCCUGGUUACAACAAGAGCAUUUCAAGGGGGGAGGUGAUUAUCCGCUUUGCCUUUCAAGCUGCCAUAACGGUCUUGUGUAUAGCUUGCCCCUGUUCUCUUGGUCUGGCGACCCCAACUGCAGUUAUGGUUGGUACAGGAGUUGGGGCUCAGAAUGGCAUACUGAUUAAAGGAGGUGAACCCCUAGAAAUGGCACACAAAGUGAAGACUAUUGUGUUUGAUAAGACUGGUACAAUCACGCAUGGCUCGCCAAUUGUUAUGCAAGUGAAGGUGUUGGUAGAAAGUAACCGGAUGCCACCAAAUAAACUACUGGCAAUUGUGGGCACUGCAGAGGGCAAUAGUGAACACCCUCUUGGAUCAGCAGUCACAAAGCAUUGCAAAGAGGUCUUGAAUACAGAAAACCUGGGUACUUGUUACGAUUUCCAGGCAGUGCCUGGGUGUGGGAUCAGCUGCAAAGUCAGUAACAUUGAUCACCUUCUGUACCAUAGCAACCAGACAACAAAUACAAACAGCAAAAAUGCCCUGUUAGUAGAAAUUGAUACAAAGCAUGAGGACUCCGAACUUUAUCAAAUCACAGACUUCCACACAACAACCUCUUCCCCAUCUCAGACAUACUCCGUUUUGAUUGGGAACCGUGAGUGGAUGAAUAGAAAUUUCUUGACCCUGAAAAGUGAGACUGAUAUUCUCAUGACUGAGCAUGAAAACAAAGGUCGUACAGCUGUCCUGGUUGCUGUGGAUGGUGUUCUGUGUGGCUUAAUAGCUAUCGCUGACACUGUAAAACCUGAAGCAGCUUUAGCUGUUCAUACAUUGCGAUCAAUGGGCCUCGAUGUUGUCUUAAUGACUGGGGACAACAGUAAGACUGCAAAAAACAUUGCUUCUCAGGUUGGUAUAACUAAAGUGUUUGCUGAGGUCCUCCCAUCUCAUAAAGUUGCCAAAGUAAGACAACUGCAGGAGCAAGGGAUAAGGGUGGCAAUGGUGGGAGAUGGAAUCAAUGACUCUCCAGCUCUUGCCAUGGCCAAUGUGGGAAUCGCCAUAGGAACUGGCACUGACGUGGCCAUUGAAGCUGCAGAUGUAGUUCUUAUAAGGAAUGAUCUCCUGGACGUUGUGGCCAGCAUAAAUUUAUCACGCAAGACUGUGAGAAGAAUACGAAUAAAUUUUGUGUUUGCUCUAAUUUACAACCUCAUUGGCAUUCCUAUAGCUGCAGGUGUGUUUAUGCCAGUUGGUUUGAUUCUGCAACCCUGGAUGGGAUCCGCAGCAAUGGCAGCUUCUUCAGUCUCUGUUGUUUUUUCGUCCUUGCUGCUUAAACUGUACCGAAAGCCAAGUCGUGAGCAACUGGAGCUUCAAGCUCAGGGUCAAAUGAGGCAGAAAUCCCCUUCAGAAAUUAGCGUCCACAUUGGAAUCUCUGAAAACCGGAGAAGUUCUCCAAAGCUCAACAUUUUGGAUCGGUUUGUGAACUACAGCCGAGCCUCCCUCAAUUCCUUCCUGUCUGACAAACAUUCCCAGCACAGCAUGCCCUUGAAUGAUCCAGACAAGCAUACACUACUCAUGGAAGACCUAAGAGGCGAGGAAGACACCUUUCUAUGAUCGGAAUUGCGUUAUGGUCUAGUUUGCUCUCUCAAUUAUGAAAAUCUCUGUGAAUUGUAAAGAAAAUAUACCUAAGAGUCAGUAUGGACAGCACCAAUGGAAACAUACCAAUGAGCCUUUUGUAGCCAACUUACAUUGCAGUGACAUCUUCAAGCACUGAAAAAGUUAGCAAGGACAUCUAAGCCAUUCACUUGUAAGCUAAUGUGCCUUAUGCAUUUACACAGUUCUUCAUUAUGAGGCCUGCAUACACAGGAAUGAAGUGACUCAUGUUACACUGAUUACUAUUAUUAUUUUUAUUAUGACUUGUGGACAAUUUAGUUGCUCUUUACCUUCUCUCAUGAAAUGAGGGAGGCGUAUUCUUCCCCUGUUUAUCCAUCUCAUUAUUAAUUCCCACAUCCCUGCAAUGCCAAUGUUUCUAUCAGGUAUGUCAAAUCCAUGAUGGAAAUGGGUGUGUAUUGCGUGAUCGGCGGUCAACAUACCGACGCCAGCAUCCCAGCAGUGGAAUGACAACGGGGGGGCGUGCGCAACAAGCCCCUUGCGUGCUCAGUGGCGACCUGCAGUCGCCACGGGUUCUAUUUCCACUUUAUGGGUGUCGUGGACACCCACUAGUGGGAAUAGUCCGUGUUGGUCGGCAUGCCGACCAUGGGGAUUGUGAGGAUGCGGGAAGACAAUGUGAGACCGCCGUUCACAUAACUACAUCCCGAUGGAAAUAUAUGCUGUCACAUUCAACACUUUUCACAUUUCACAAAAUAAAUUAAGAUUAUGUUUCUUGCUUUACCUUGCCCCCCAUGAAGAGAGGGCUUUGCUGUGUUACUGCCAGUAACCUUAGUUACAGCACAUUAUCUACCUGCCAUUGCACUCAUAUUUCUCUGUGAAAUCCAUAGGAAUUCUGUUCUAUAUUUUCUACUGGAUUAUCACAACAUGAAGUACCCUAUGACUUGCUUGGGUCCUGUCCCUGCCUAAGAGGCACUGUCAGGAUCUAAAACAACUAAAUUUUUGAAUAGCAGUGUGGGUCAAAUUAUGAUAAAAUAAUGUUCAUGUC
This is a messenger RNA of Pseudophryne corroboree (corroboree frog), 5732 nucleotides long. RefSeq names its product ATPase copper transporting alpha (gene ATP7A). Gene Ontology annotation, molecular function: copper ion binding; ATP binding; P-type divalent copper transporter activity. Gene Ontology annotation, cellular component: membrane. The transcript is spliced from 23 exons. The record is from RefSeq and is a predicted model, not a curated record. NCBI's taxonomy places the organism in Eukaryota, Metazoa, Chordata, Amphibia, Anura, Myobatrachidae. Bases 206 to 4690 code for a protein of 1494 amino acids. Gene Ontology annotation, biological process: copper ion homeostasis; monoatomic cation transport.